AUGCAAGAUUCAAAUUCGAGCCAGCUGGAAGAUGCAGUUUUGCAAAGCCAAAUCAGCGGAUAUUUCUCCCUAGCAUCUGUCGUGCUGUUUUACUACGACUAUAUCCUAACGUUUGAUGAUGAAGUCCGAUUCUUCUGGAGGAUAAAUAGAAAGACUUCGGGCAUACCUUGGUACCGCAUAAACACUGUUGCAGUCUUGUUCUUCAUGAAUCGAUAUAUUCCGCUUGCUAUGAAUGCUACGAUUAUCGUGCAUAAUCUAGGAACGCUGUCGUCAUCGAUUAUUAUUGUCAUUGUUCAAAUAAUCGUCGCAAUGAUCACUGGAAUCCGCACAUACGCCUUAUAUGAACGAAGUCGAGCAGUAUGGAAACUCCUUGCCGCACUUUUUGUUUGCGGAGUGUCAGUGGGAUUGUGGUCUGUCCUUGGGGGUGAAGCGCAAUUGCAAACCAUCGAUGUCCCAGCUAAGUUCGGCUGUCAUGCACCGGUAUCGGAUCAGGAAGGAAUGCGGAUAGCAGCACCUUGGAUAGUGUUGAUGGUAUACGAUGCUGUCAUCUUUUCACUAACACUCUGGAAAGCAUUGGAGAUAUGGAAACUUGGCUCGAGCCGAUUAUUUCAAAUUUUAAUUCGAGAUGGUGAGCAGACGAUUUGUAUUUUCGCACAACAGAAUGACUUCUUACCGAGGAAUAUGCUAGGAUCGAUAUUCUUCUUUGUUAUGACGAUGGCAAACCUGUCAAAUGUGCUUGUUCUUAUGCUUGCCCAUCCUUUCUUGAAAGAUGUGUGCACGGCGUUCACAAGCGUGAUUUCUGUAAUAAUGGUCUCGCGCCUCAUACUGAACAUCCAAAACCCGAAGUUGCUUGAAGAGUCUCAGACGAAUCGAUACGUCGAGACUGUGGAAGUAGGGACACUUGUGACAUGUUUCAUUGAAGACGAGUCUGAUUACACGACGAGUACUUGGACUAUCUAGUUUCGAGCUGAAGCGUCGUGUUUUUUUAAUUGUGUAGAGUG
Messenger RNA from Fomitiporia mediterranea MF3/22, 1001 nucleotides. RefSeq lists its product as uncharacterized. The transcript is spliced from 12 exons. Bases 1 to 960 code for a protein of 319 amino acids. The record is from RefSeq and is a predicted model, not a curated record. Lineage: Eukaryota; Fungi; Basidiomycota; Agaricomycetes; Hymenochaetales; Hymenochaetaceae.